AUGAUGGACAACAAGGAUUUAGAAGCUGAAAUCCACCCCUUGAAGAAUGAGGACAGGAAGUCGCAGGAGAACCUGGGUAACUGCACUGACAAAGAGGAGCCCUGUAAGACGCUGCCUCCGCGGUCGCCACUGUCCCGGUGCCGGACGGUGGCCUUUUUCCUGUCCCUGUUUAUCUGCCUCUUUGUGGUGUUUGUCGUUUCAUUCAUCAUCCCAUGUCCAGACCGGCCUGUGUCACAGCGAAUGUGGAGGAUUGACUAUAACACAACAGCUGCAUAUGACUUUCUGGCUCUGGAAGACAUAAACCGGGAUCGGAUCCAAGAUGUUCUGUUUCUUUAUAAAAACGCCAACAGCAGCAAUAGUCCCAACCGAUCCUGUGCCGAUGAAGGCUUCUCCUCUCCCUGUGCCUUUGUGGCCGCUGCAUCGGGGGCCAGCGGCACCCUGUUCUGGGAGAGGCCCGCAGCACAGGACGUGACCCUCAUGCAGUGCAGCAGCGCCCAGCAGCGGGCCCAUGGGGUGUUGUCAGCCUGCAUCCUCGUCGGUGGCCCUGGAUCUGUCAUCGCGCUAGACCCCUUCACAGGGGAAACCCUGUGGAGCCGUCCCGGCAGCCUGGAGAAGAAUGCAUCCAUCCUCAGUCUCCUGCUUGGGGUGCCCGACGUCGACAGCGAUGGGCUCCCUGACCUGCUGGUCCUCACCAGGGAGAACAAGGAGGUGAACAGCUACGUCUACUCAGGCAGCACUGGGAGCCAGGUGGGCCACAGAGGCAGCCUCAGCACAGAUGGGGAGGCUGGCUCGAUCCUGCACGUCACCAGGACAGGCGCCUACUACCUCCUCUUUCCCUGCGCAAGUUCCCUCUGUGGCUGGUCCAUGAAAAGUCUGUUUGAGGAGAUGACGGGGAGAGAGAGCCUCCUCAGGACGGACCCACUGUGGGAGCGCGCCAUCAACAGCACCACCAGCAGGGUGUCCUCACCCAGCUCUGGAGCCAUCCGCUACCAGAUGCACGUCCCCGGCAAAGCUGGUGAGGACCUGCUCCUCGUGGGCUCUGAGGCCUGCGUGCUGCUGGAUGGGCAGGACCUGGCACCCAGGUGGACCCUCAGUGACGCCCAGGUCUUCAGAAAACCCAUCCUUGGUCACUACAAACCGGACACCUUGGCAGUACUCAUUGAAAAUGGAACUGGCAUCAACAGACAGAUCCUGCUCCUGGACCUCAGCACCGGGGCCAUCCUGUGGCAUCAGCACCUCCCAGGCCUCCCCGGGGUCCCGCCUUCCGCCAGCCUGCUGACUGCAGACCACCGCUCUGCCUUCUUCUUCUGGGGCCUACCUGAGGGGGUCGAUGCAAACCAGACGGAGACCGGAGGUCCUGCCCACAGCCUCUACAUGCUUCACCCUACUCUGCCCAGCGUCCUCCUGGAGCUGGCCACCAUCUCUGCCAACAUCAUUGCCUUCGAGGCCGUCCUGUUCGAGCCGAGCCGCCACGCAGCCUUCAUCCUGCUGACGGGCCCAGAGAGCCCAGCCGCACCUGGACUGGUCUCAGUGAUCAAGCACAAGGUGCGGGACUGCAUCCCGGAUAGCAGGGUCGUGCGUCUGAGCCAGGAUCGGGCCGACAGUGACCAGGCCAUCAGGGACCGCUUCUCCCGGCUGCGGUACCGGAGUGACGCGUAA
Messenger RNA from Orycteropus afer afer, 1659 nucleotides. It is a transcript of the gene FAM234A, whose product is annotated as family with sequence similarity 234 member A. NCBI's taxonomy places the organism in Eukaryota, Metazoa, Chordata, Mammalia, Tubulidentata, Orycteropodidae. The transcript has 11 exons. Bases 1 to 1659 code for a protein of 552 amino acids. The record is from RefSeq and is a predicted model, not a curated record.